Molecule: messenger RNA, 3015 nt
Organism: Pungitius pungitius (ninespine stickleback)
Lineage: Eukaryota; Metazoa; Chordata; Actinopteri; Perciformes; Gasterosteidae
Gene: malt1
Product: MALT paracaspase 1
Exons: 17
Coding region: 119-2617 (832 amino acids)
Biological process (GO): proteolysis
Molecular function (GO): cysteine-type endopeptidase activity
Source: RefSeq, a predicted model, not a curated record
UUUCAGGAAGUAGACUCGUUCGUUGGCGCGGUGAAAUGAACCGCCGAGUGUAACGCGCCGACGACUCAAGUCUGAGAGAAAAACGGGUCGACGGCGAACCUCUUUUCGGCCGGACGCCAUGUCGGACGGUUUGGACCGGUCCGCGCGGGUCGGCCUGAUGAAGGAGCCGCUGGUGAAGAAGCUCUGUGAGGUGUUGGACAAGUCCAGCAGCAAAGGAUGGCGGAGGCUGGGAGAGAUAGUCGCCAGUGACAGACGGUUCAGAGUCAGCCCGGACGACAUGGAGAUGUGCUCCCUGAAGGUGCUGGAGCUGGAGGGAAGCCCGAGCCGCACGCUGCUGAGGCUCAUGGGGGAGCGAGGCUGCACGACGGGUCACCUGGCCGACUACCUUCAGACUCUGGGCAACACGGACGCCCUGCAGUGCCUGAAACCGGCGGCCCUGCAGAUCCUCAUUCAGCCCCAGUCGGUGGCUCUCGUAUGUGGACACAAUCUGCGCCUGAGCUGCCACGCCGUGGGCAAAUCACCAGUUCAGUACCAGUGGUUCAAGAGCAAGGAAGAGGUGCCGAACAGCUUCUCCUCGGACCUGGUGAUAAGUCCGGUCUAUCUGAAGGACGCCGGCUUCUACAUCUGCAGGGUCAACUGCGGGGGGGCCUUUGAGUUCAGCCAGUGGGUCCAAGUGGACGUCCUGGAUGUCAGCGUGUCAUGCGGGCAGGGUUAUCAUUCCCUGGAGGGUCGGCUGAAGUUGGUGAUCCAGCCUCAGUCCCAGCGGACGUACGUUGGGGAAACCCUGCAGUUGGAGUGUGGAGCCGUGGGACGCCCGGUCCCUCGAUACCAGUGGCACAGAAACGGGGUCCCGCUACCCAACGCCACCAGGAGGAAGUUAGUGAUCCCUCACUCGAUGCAGGAUCACGGCGGCAGGUAUCGCUGUGAGAUCAGCAGCAGCACCGAGAGGAUGUGGACCAACGAAGUCGACGUCGCUAUCGCACCCAGGAUAUCCGUCCAGAUAUCAGAGGCAAUGGAGUGCUCUGAAGAUGAUGUUUACGCCAUUGGAGGAGUUUUAGGAUCAAGCGAGUUUCUCCUGAAUAACGUCCCGGAACAGCUUUUCGCCACGGACAAGGUGGCGCUGCUGAUCGGCAACCUGUCCUACCAGAACCACCCGCGCCUCAAGGCUCCCAUGGUGGACGUGUACGACCUCACCAACCUGCUGCGGCAGCUGAACUUCCAGGUGGUCUCCCUGCUGGACCUCACCGAGGCGGAGAUGAGGAACGCCGUGGACGAGUUCCUGUCGCUGCUCCACAAGGGAGUCUAUGGUCUGCUGUACUACGCCGGUCACGGAUACGAGAACUACGGCAACAGCUUCAUGGUGCCGGUGGACGCGCCGAGCCCGUACCGGUCGGCCAACUGUUUGUGUGUGCAGAGCAUCCUCAAGCUGAUGCAGGAGAAGGAGACGGGCCUCAAUGUCUUCCUGCUGGACAUGUGCAGGAAGAGGAACAUUCACGACGACAGCGCUCCGAACAAUGUCCUGAGGGUCACGGCGAACAUUGUCUUUGGCUACGCCACGUGCCAGGACGCCGAGGCUUUCGAGCUGAGCUCCAGCGGCCUCACCAACGGCGUGUUCGUCAAGUUUUUGAAGCGGCGCCUCCUGGACGACGAGAAGGUCACGGUGGUGCUGGACAGAGUCGCCGAGGACAUGGGUCAGUUUGAUGCCACCAAGGGAAAGCAGGCUCUGGAGAUCCGCAGCAGUCUGUCGGAGAGGAGGGCGCUGACCGAUCCCAUCCUGCCCGGCGACAGCGCCGAUCUCGCUCACGCUCGCAGCCUCCAGUGGGCGAAGGCUCACGAGCUCCCUGAGAGCAUGUGUAUGAACUUUGACUGCGGCGCUCAGAUCAAGUUGGGCUUCGCUGCAGAGUUCUCCAACGUGCUCAUCAUCUACACUCACAUCGUUAAGAAGCCAGAGGACAUGUCCUUCUGCCAGGCACACGUCACCGACUUCUCACAGGACCUGGACGUUGAUCCUAAGGAGAUGAACAGAGAGACUCCAGAGGAGACGGGGAUCUACCUUCUGUCCAGCAACUUGCCGCAGCACUGCCUCUACACCCGAGUCAGCUCACUGCAGAAGCUGCGGGAGGAGCUGGUCUUCACCGUGUGCCUCCAGGGCACCUUCACCGCCAUGGACGACGAACCCGUCCACUGGACCAAGAGCAUCGACAUCGGCAAGCCGCUGAUCGCCCGGCUGGACCUGAACCGGGCCGUGCGGCGGAACAGCUGCCUGCAGACCUGCCUGAUGCCCCACAGCCCGUCCCACAGCCCCUGCCACAGCCCCGGGCCCGAACACCACCUGCACCACCACCACCCCCACCACCACCAACACCGCGGGUCGCCGCAGGACCACAACCGCCUGUUGCCACAAAACCACUACCUGGACGUGUGCGAGCAGCAGGGAGCGGCGGGGGUCUGCGGGGACCCCUUCUGCGUGGGCCCGUCUCACUCGGAACCCGCGGGCGACUCCAGCUGGGGGCUCUCGAGCUCCCCGGGGAGGCUCAGCAUCCCCAUAGAGGCCACGGACGACAUCAACGAGCUGCAGACGGUGUUCAUCAACAGCCUGCAGCUUCAGCCGCAGUGACAUCAACAUCUACACAUAGCUGCUUCUAUCUUUUAAAAAAAAGAAAAUAUUAUAUUCUUCUAGUUAUCAGCAUUUUGUGCCUCAACAAACUGUAUCCUGGCUUAUAAAAAGUUGUGUAAAUAUAUGUGAAGACGUUUGAAUGGUGUCAAUGUACCAAUAUGAACAACAAGGUGAAAAUGCUGGAAGAUCAGAUAUGAAUAUAUACCUCUUACUAAUAUUUGUAUAACAAUAUGAGCUAAAUAUGCACAGAUGGAAGCAUCAAGGUGAUACGUGUUGAAGCAUUUUGUUCAUACCACGAGUCUAAAACAUUUGAAGUCAGUGGGAAUAUGUUUUGUAAUAUAAUCAUAUUAAAAUCUUCAAGCCAUUUUCCACACAGUUGUUCUUCUUCUCACUAGAAG